Molecule: messenger RNA, 754 nt
Organism: Hydractinia symbiolongicarpus
Lineage: Eukaryota; Metazoa; Cnidaria; Hydrozoa; Anthoathecata; Hydractiniidae
Exons: 2
Coding region: 17-754 (245 amino acids)
Source: RefSeq, a predicted model, not a curated record
UAGUUUUUACAAUACUAUGAGCUCGAUUAUGCCAACCAUACAAUCAGAAAAAGUGAAAUGUCUAUUUGUUUUUGGUAUUACGUUGCACAACAGCCAAAAGUUUGAGGCAAAUGAAAAUAAAAUUGAGAAUCGUCACGUUAUAUGCGAUAAUAAAGAAAUUUGUUCAACACUCCAACCUCAAAUUGUCAAAUAUCGUUCCAAGUCAACAUUUUCACAAAGCAUACGGAGAUGUCUCCUUCAGCAAUAUCCCUCUGUGAUUUCUCUGAACGAUCAGUUUUCUAUUAUUUCAUCUUUAUCAAACCACCAUCGGUGGGACUGGCCUGCUAGUUCCUUACAAUUGAAGUAUGAACAACGGUUUUCCACAUCUAUGAAGUACUAUCCCGGGUCACCAAGAAACCGGAUCAUACAAGCAUGGUGUUACAGAAAUGACCCAGGAAAUAUAAUUGACGCGUGCCUGAACAAUUUGUUCGGUUCCAAAUGCGAAAUUCCGUAUUCAAAAAAGAGGUCUGGAGAACCUUAUCGGAAACGAUAUCCUGUUGCAGUAAGGUCAAAACAAGCGGCAACUAUAACACCAGCCAUUUAUCCAAACUUGGCAGAUGAUUACGGAACAAAUCUUUAUAAAUAUUUCUGUGGUGAAUUAUUCCGUCAUAACCGUCUUCACUGGAGAUUAAGAAACGAAAAUAAACAAGUUGUUGCUAUGGGUGGUUACGACAUCUACAGUGGAGACUUUAUGGUAACCUUUUCUUUCUCUUAA